CCCGCCUCGGCUCUUUGUUUGAGCGGCGAGAGGCUGGGGGGGAAAAGCGGCAGCGGCGAGACGGGAGCGGCGCUCGCUGGCCGGGCCGUGGGGCAGGGCCGGGCCGGAUUCCCCCUCCCACGCCGGGACCCCCGGGAGCAGCCGCAGGACCAGUGCCCCCCCCCAGUAUGGCUGGGGCGUAGCCCCCCCUUCUGCAGCCCCAUCUACUGGUCUGGUUCCCGUAUGCGCCCGGAGCGGGGCCCAGCCAAUGAGAGAGCGGAGACGAGACUCCUCCCACUACGGCUGCGCUAGAGGACGGAUGGGGACGAUGAUUGGCAGCCAGAGGGGGGGCGCCGCAUGAUUGGCUGGAUUCCUGGAGAGAGUCGCAAUAGUGGUGUAUGAGGCUGUGACGGCUCCCCACGGCGCCGGGGGAGUCUCAGCCAGAAGGAGCCGCGGGGGCUGCCCGUCGCUCGCACCCCGGAGGGGGCGGAGGGGGGGACAGAGGCAUCCAGCUCAGCAGAAGUGGCUGGAUGCAUCGCACCGUGGAACAGCUGGGGGGCCGGGCCGGACGGGAUCCCUUUGCUCUCAGCAGCCUGAGCUGCGGCGGGGCCUGGAACCCCGGCCACUCCCGCCCAUGGCUCCCGGGCGGCAGGUGCUCUGCCAGCAUCGGACAGUCUCAGCUGCCCCCACAUCUCCCAACACCUCAUGGCACUAAUAUCGGGCACCCCAACAAACCCUAUUUCCCCUCUGGGAGUUCUGCCCCCCGGCCCCUGCAUGGCAAGCUGGAGGCCAUCCACGGCUGCGUGCAGGCCCUGCUGCGGGACCCAGUGCAGCCACAGCUGUGGGAGCAGCUGGGGCAGGUCUACGAGUCGGAGCAGGACUGGGAGGAGGCCGUGCGGUGCUACCAGAAUGCGGCCCGCUACCAGCGCGACUAUGGGAACUACAGCGAGAUCAGCGCCCGCAUCGGGCGCCUGCAGCAGGCUCAGCUGUGGAAUUUCCACUCGGGUUCGUCCCAUCACCGGAGCAAGGCCCUGCCCCCCCUGCAGCAGGUGUGGAACCUCCUGCACCUCGAGAAGCGGAAUUUCUCAGCCAAGCGCAGCCCCCAGCUGAAGCGGCCGGCGCCCCCCAUGGAGCCCCCCGUGGUGCAGCCCAUCCCCCCUGCCCAGCACCCACCCCACCCCGGGCACAGCGAUGAGCUGCCCAGCCCCAUGAAGAGGAGGAGGAGCGCCAGCCCUGAGCAGAGCGGGAACGUGGCCGGACAGCCCCCCUCGGGGACCCCCCACUACCAGCUGCCCAAGCCCGGACUGUGGAACCCCCUCCAUGGCGACACAUGGGGGCCCGAGCGCAAGAACGUGGCUGCGCCGGAGAGACAGGAGCCGAGGAAUUCGGUCGCCCACCCCUUCCCGUACCCGGCUCCCGCCUACGGCUCGCACCCACCCCCACACCGCCUGCCCCCUGGCCCCCGCCCCUCUGGAGAGAGCCUCGGCAGCCAGGCCCGCUCCACUGGAAGUGACCUUAGAGCCAGCCGAGUUCCCCGGGGGCGGCCGGACCCCAGCACCUCACCAGCCAGCGUCACCUGCGUGCCUUACACCCCGCGGCCCCCCCCGGCCGGCCCCUCCACCAGCAAGACCCUGCGGCGGGAGCCGGGCCCCAGCUUGGUUCCUGACCGUUACCAAACCCCAGCGCCGUCCAGCCCGGCCCCGGAGAGUGUGGAGUGCCCGCCCCCCGGUCCUGCCCCCCGGCCCUCCUCCAGCCGGCCCUGCGCCCCCCCGCCCCCCUCCUCCGCCAGCCGGGGGCCCCCCGAUCCGGGCCCUGCCCCGCCCCCCCUGCCCUGGCUGAAGGGCCCAGGCGUCCGGGACCAGGGGGAGGGUGCGGCCGGGGGGGACCCCCUGGACGAGAUCCUGUUCGGGUGUGGGGGGGAGCCCCAGCUGGGUCCCUGCGACUCGGCCGGGCCCCGGGGGGGCUUCCAAGAUUCCACCACCAGCAGCCAGGGGAGUAAGGGGGCCGGGGCGCCCCGGCGGGAGGGCGAACCCAGCCCCCCACCGCCCCCCACCCCCUCCCCGCCCCCGCCCACCUACCACUGCGCCUUUGCCAAGCAGGAGCCCCCCGGCCCCCCCGACUUCUGGCUGGAGACGCCCCCCCGCGAAGCUCGGCCGCUGGAGGGCGGGGAGGGGGUCCCCAAGUCCUCCCCCGGCCCCCCAAAUACCUCAGGACACUUCAGGCCCCAGCCGAGCCCCCCGCCCCCACCGCCCAGGGCCUCCUACCCAAAGACGCUGCCUCCAGAGCCGGGGCCCCCCCCGGAAAUGCCCCCCGGGGCGGCCCGGCGCCUCUUCGACUUCCCCGGCCCCCCCCUGGAGGACCAGUUCGAGGAGCCCCCCGAGUUCUCCAAGAUCCUGCCCGACGGCUUGGCCAACAUCAUGAAGAUGCUGGACGAGUCGAUCCGGCGGGAGGAGGAGGAACGGGAGGCCGGGCCCCCUCCCGGCUUCCCGCCCCCUCCCGCCCCGCUCCUGCCCGGCCCGCCCCCCCUGGCCAGACCAAAGCCACCGCCGGCCCCCCCGUUCGAGUACCCCAAGCCGGAGCCGCCCCGGCUCUAUCCCUUCGGCAAGCGGGAGGAGGCAGGGAAGGGCCCGCCCAGCACGGCCAGCCUCCUGCGGUCGCUGGCCAGCGUGCUGGAGGGGCAGAAACAUGCUUACCGGCCCAAGCCCCCCGCCGCGGCGAAGAAGCCCCCGGCCCCGCCGCCGCCACUGCCACCGGCGUCUUCCUCGCCGUAUUCUACCUCAAGCCAGGCCUGGGCUGGGGGCGCCCGGGGCGAGGAGCCGGCGGGGGCCUCGCCGGAGCCCCGGGCCCCCAAGACGGAGUCAGAGGUGCUGGAAGAAAUCAGCCGGGCCUGCGAGACCCUGGUGGAGCAGGCGGGGCGGGAGCCCAGCCCAGCCCCCCGGCCGCCCACGCCCCCAGCCACGCCGCCACGCCGGCCGGAGAAGGAGCACCGGCGGCACCGGCGGGCGGGCAAGGACGGGCGGCGGCACCGGCGGGAGGGCAAAGCCCCCAAGGAGAAGAACCGGCAGGUGCUCGGCAACCUGGACCCGCAGCGCACGGACUGCCAGGCGCGGGAGAACGGUGCCCAGGGCGAGGCGGGCAGAGCCAGCAAGCCGUCCCCGCCCGCCGCCUCCCAGUCCGAGCGCCGCCCACCCACCCGCAAGGAGGAGGGCCCGGGCCCCGCCAGCGUGUGCCCAGCCGACCUGCUAAAGCUGCGCUCCUUCACUGAGGGGCCCCCCAAGGAACUCAAGAUCCGGCUCAUCAAGGUGGAGAGCGGGGACAAGGAAACCUUCAUCGCCUCCGAGGUGGAGGAGCGGCGCCUCCCGCUGGCCGAGCUCACCAUCGCCCACAGCGCCGCCGACGUGGUGCGGGCCAGCAAGCACGCCAAGGUGAAGGGGAAGUUCAAGGAGUCGUAUCUGUCGGCCGCCCAGUCCGUCAAACCCCUCAUCAACGCCGAGGAGAAGCUGCCCCGAGAGAAACUCAACCCCCCCACGCCCAGCAUCUACCUGGAGAGCAAACGCGACGCCUUCUCGCCCGUCCUGCUGCAGUUCUGCACCGACCCCAAGAACCCCAUCACGGUCAUCCGGGGGCUGGCCGGCUCCCUGCGCCUCAACCUGGGCCUGUUCAGCACGAAGACUCUGGUGGAGGCCAGUGGGGAGCACGCCGUGGAGGUCCGCACCCAGGUGCAGCAGCCCUCAGACGAGAACUGGGACCUGUCGGGCACCCGCCAGGUGUGGCCGUGCGAGAGCAGCCGCUCGCACACCACCAUCGCCAAGUACGCCCAGUACCAGGCCUCCUCCUUCCAGGAGUCGCUGCAGGAGGAAAAGGAAAGUGACGAGGAUGACACCGAAGAACCCGACAGCACCACGGAGACGCCCCCCAGCAGCAACGCGGACCAGAAAUCCCACCAGAUCAUCAAAUUCGGGACCAACAUCGACCUGUCUGACGCCAAGCGGUGGAAGCCGCAGCUGCAGGAGCUGCUGAAGCUACCGGCCUUCAUGCGGGUCACAUCGACGGGCAACAUGUUGAGUCACGUGGGUCACACCAUCCUGGGCAUGAACACGGUGCAGCUCUACAUGAAAGUGCCAGGCAGCCGGACACCAGGCCACCAGGAGAACAACAACUUCUGCUCCGUGAACAUCAACAUCGGGCCAGGCGACUGCGAGUGGUUCGCGGUGCACGAGCAUUACUGGGAGACCAUCAGCGCCUUCUGCGACAGGCACGGCGUGGACUACUUGACGGGCUCCUGGUGGCCCAUCCUGGAGGACCUGUACAAGUCGAACAUCCCCGUGUACCGGUUCAUCCAGCGCCCCGGGGACCUGGUGUGGAUUAAUGCAGGCACCGUGCACUGGGUGCAGGCCACGGGCUGGUGUAACAACAUCGCCUGGAACGUCGGGCCCCUCACAGCCUAUCAAUACCAGCUGGCCCUGGAGCGCUACGAGUGGAACGAGGUGAAGAAUGUGAAAUCCAUUGUGCCCAUGAUCCACGUCUCGUGGAACGUCGCCCGGACGGUCAAGAUCAGCGACCCCGACCUCUACAAGAUGAUCAAGUAUUGCCUCAUGCAGUCCAUCAAGCACUGCCAGGUGCUGCGGGAGACCCUGGUGCGUUCGGGGAAGAAGAUCGCCUACCAGGGCCGGGUGAAGGACGAGCCGGCGUACUAUUGCAACGAGUGUGACGUGAGUGCCGGGGCUGCGAGGGGGGGUCCCCCUGCAGCUGCUAGCUACUGGCCAGCUCCUCUAGCACCCGCAGGGCACUAGAGGUCGCUGUGUUGCCAGAUUUCCCGUCCUUCGGCCGAGACAGCCACACCCCUCGGCCUCGAGGGCUGGCGACCCGGCCCAACCCGCACCUGAGGGCGUCCCUUCUGCUUCCAAAUCUUCAACCUGCCGCUUCAGUCGGAGAUGGGAUCUGCCGUCCCUGAACUGUUGGGCAGAGUUACUGUCUGGCUGCGCCUCCUCUCAGAGGUGGCCGCAGCAGAGACCUAGAUGGAUUCCGCUGUGACAGGGUUUAUGGUUAAUAAAAUCCACGGUUAAGGAAAGACACCUUUGUGGGCAGCAGGGAAUACAACAUCCCAGUUUGAGCUCUGUGCAUGAGAUUUGUUUACUCUGUAAAAUGCCUCCUGUCCCACAUCCAGUUUGGGAUUUCGUUGCGGCGUCAACCUCGUCCGCACUAAGAGACGGGUCCAUAAUGGGCUAAAAGCCAGAAACAGUGAGUAUGAAACGCGGUUUGUUUAAAAGAGAGAGAGAAAAGGGCAGGUCGCGAUUUUUGGAUACCCUGGGCACGUGGCUGCAAACCCAUUGCCUUUGAAAAAGGAAGAGAUGGAUCGUAAUCACGGGUGAAGAUGGUGGAACGGCUCGGCCGGAUAGGGGAAAAACAGAGCAACGACAAAACGUGGUGCAAACGUGGUGCGAACGACUCAGUGAAAUGCAGAAGAGGAACAUGACGAGAGGGACUCGACGAAACGGGUCAAAACCGGAUUAGCGACUUGGCUAAAAUUGGUGGAAACAGAUUAGCGAGGAGUCUGUCUACAUGGGAAGGAAAUGGAUUACUGACUCGUCGUAGGGGGGAGAAAAUGGAGUCGAGAUUUGGCUAGAGGUGGUGUGAAAGAAUUUAGCCAAACGGCACAAACAGGAUGCAGACGGAUCAGCGACUCGUCAGAAUGGGGGGCAGAGUGGCUAGUGACUUGGUUAACGUAGGUGGAUUAGCAAUUAAACAGGCCAAAAACGGAUUCAUCCUUUGGCUAAAUGGGAUGAGCACGGAUUAGCCAAGCGGCUACAUGUGCUGAAUCUGGUCAGCGUGGCAUAAAUUGAUUGGUGACCCAGCUGAACAAGGUUUAAAUGGAUUGGUGACUCCACAGAACGGGACACAGAGAGUUAGUGACGCGGUGAAAUGCUGUGCUGACCGAUGAGCAACCCGGUCAGACACGGCGUAAACGGUUUAGCGACUCGGGUAAUUGGGGUGCUGGUGGAUUAGCCACUCAAGGCAAAGCCACACAGGUGGAUUCGCGACCUGGCUAACCAUCGCAGGAAUGGAUUAGCCGCGUGGCGACCCGCCAUGCAGACAGGUGAGUGGUUUGGCUACACACGGCAGAACUGGGUUAGCCGUGCGGCCACACCGGGAGAAGACGGAUGAGCAACUGGGCUAAACGUGGUGCAGAUGAAUCGGCGACGGGUGAAGAGGGAUGAACUGAGAGAAGAGGAGGAGGACCGGGCGCUUGGUGUCCAGAGAAGGGGAUGCCGGAGCCCCGGAUGGGAUCGGAGACGGCCGUCAGCAGCCAGGGCCGGCCGCAGAGCCAGUCUCGGGGGAAGAAGCAGCUGGCCGGCUCUUAAAUGCAGCCCAGCUUAUGUGACGUGGCUCGCCCUGCCAGGGAUCCCCGGGGACCCUCCAUGGGGCUCGGCAUCGAGGGAGAGCCCCUGGCUCCAGAGACCUGACACCCGCAGAGCACGGACUAGUGUGCAAAGCAUCUGGCACCGUCGCUGUGUGACCACACUGUCUCAUGUGCCUCUUAAAGCACCAGGGCAGGAGCCAGGACUCCUGGGUUCUCUCCCCAGCUCUGGGAGGAGAGUGAGGGCUGGUGGUUAGAGCGGGGGGGGGCAGGGAGCCAGGACUCCUGGGUUCUCUCCCCGGCUCUGGGAGGGGAGUGAGGGCUGGUGGUUAGAGCAGGGGGGGCUGGGAACCAGGACUCCUGGGUUCUCUCCCCAGCUCUGGGAGGGGAGUGGGGGCUGGUGGGUUAGAGCAGGGGGGCUGUGAGCCAGGACUCCUGGGUUCUCUCCCCGGCUCUGGGAGGAGAGUGGGGGCUGGUGGUUAGAGCAGGGGGGGCUGGGAGCCAGGACUCCUGGGUUCUCUCCCCGGCUCUGGGAGGAGAGUGGGGGCUGGUGGUUAGAGCAGGGGGAGCUGGGAACCAGGACUCCUGGGUUCCACUCCUGGCUCAGGGAGGGCCUGUACCCGUAACCGCGGUGGCUAUGAACGCAUCUUUGCAAAGCGUACAAAUAAAGCUCUCUCCCCCGACACUGCGCCGGCUGCUUCUCUUGUUAGUGCCCCAAUCACCACCAUGAUCCAGGCCACCCAGCCUGAGCCCCACGGCCUCUGAUGGGGUUGGGGACUGCGCACUGGAGGGAGCGGGGUUUGUGGACUGGCUCUAAUACGUUCAUUAACACAGCAAAGGAUGUGGGGGGCUGGGAGCCAGGAGCCAGGACACCUGGGUUCUCUCCCCGGCUCUGGGAGAGGAGUGGGGGUUGGUGGGUUAGAGCAGGGGGGGCUGGGAGCCAGGAUGCCUGGGUUCCAUUUCUUGCUCUACCCUGCUCCCAGUUUCCAUUAGGGUGGUGGCCUGGUGCCACGCCACUCUCCUCUCCGACAGGCGCGGUGCAGCCAGCAGCCAGCAGGGGGAGCUCAUGCCCGUAUGUCCCGCCCCUGCAGGUGGAGGUGUUCAAUAUCCUGUUCGUGACGAGCGAGAAUGGCAGCAAGAACACGUAUCUGGUGCACUGCGAGGACUGCGCCCGCCAGCGCAG
Molecule: messenger RNA, 7520 nt
Organism: Malaclemys terrapin pileata
Lineage: Eukaryota; Metazoa; Chordata; Testudines; Emydidae
Gene: KDM6B
Product: lysine demethylase 6B
Biological process (GO): heart development; regulation of gene expression
Cellular component (GO): MLL3/4 complex
Molecular function (GO): RNA polymerase II cis-regulatory region sequence-specific DNA binding; protein binding; histone H3K27me2/H3K27me3 demethylase activity
Source: RefSeq, a predicted model, not a curated record